Dovyalis caffra is the source of this 243-nucleotide messenger RNA. The record is from the annotation of a GenBank genome assembly. NCBI's taxonomy places the organism in Eukaryota, Viridiplantae, Streptophyta, Magnoliopsida, Malpighiales, Salicaceae.
AUGACAGAUAGCAGUGCUCAUUGUAUUUGGGAAGAUAGGAAUAGAAAAGCGUUGGAUGGAGCAAACUUCCUAAGCAUGAGCGCAAUAUGGUUUCUUAAGAAAGAGUAUGGUCAAGAUUUCGCAUCAAAGGGUGCACGCAAGUAUUUUAAGAAGGUGAAGAAUGCUCAAGAGGCCCAUGAAGCAAUCAGACCUACCAAUAUUCAGAUUUUACCAUGUAAAUCAAAAACUUUUCAAGCUGGAUGA